Molecule: messenger RNA, 1530 nt
Organism: Acanthosepion pharaonis
Lineage: Eukaryota; Metazoa; Mollusca; Cephalopoda; Sepiida; Sepiidae
Source: the annotation of a GenBank genome assembly
AUGCCACCGUUCGAAAGAAUGGAUCCAAUGUUCUACGCAAUCAGCAAUUUCCGACGAAGGAAGUUUAAGGAAUGUGCAGAGCUUUGUACGUCAAUCCUCGAGAAAAGUCCCUAUGACCAAUGUGCUUGGACAUUAAAGACAAGAGCUUUGACAGAACAAGUUUAUGUUGAUGAUUUGGAUCUAGAAGAAGAAAGUAUUUCCGAGAGUCUGCUUGAUGAAAAUGCCAUUGCCCAAACUGCUCGCCCUGGAACAUCCUUGAAAACGCCCUCUGAUAAUGCACAAGAAACAAUGGGAAUUAGUCCUGCUGUAAGGCCAGUCACUCAGUCUGGUCGCCCAGUAACUGGUUUCAUUCGCCCUGGCACACAAUCCAGCCGACCAGGAACCAUGGAACAAGCCCUGCAGACUGCUCGUACUGCUCACACAGCCAGACCUGUUAGUUCUGCAUCAGGAAGAUACGUACGACUAGGCACUGCUUCAAUGGUAUCCAGUCCUGAUGGACCUUUUAUCAAUCUGGCCAGAUUAAAUCUUUCCAAAUAUGCAACUAGACCAGACCUGGCCAAAUCUCUUUUUGAAUACAUCUUCUACCAUGAGAAUGAUGUUCGAACGGCUUCUACAUUGGCCAGUCUGGCUGUUAAAUCUACUAAGGAACCCGACUGGUGGUGGCAAUUUCAUUCAGCUAAAUGCUUCUAUAGAAUGCUCCUGUACCGAGAAGCAGAGGUGUUACUGAAAUCAGCCCUAGAACAACAAGAAACUGUCGCUCUUUACCAUUACAUCAAUAAAGUUUACAUCAAGAUGGAUCAACCUUUGCAAGCAAUUGCUAUGUACAAAAAAGGACUGAACCGAUUUGCUGGAGAAGUCACUUUAUUGAUUGGCAUUGCCAGAAUAUAUGAGAGCUUAAAUGACCUUAAUGAGUCAGUGUCUUUUUACCGCCAAGUUCUACGAUUUGACAGCAUGCAGGUUGAAGCAAUUGCUUGCAUUGCCACACAUCACUUCUACAAUGACCAACCAGAAAUAGCCCUCAAAUAUUUCAGGCGGCUUUUACAGAUGGGUGUAUAUAAGAGUGAGCUGUUCUGCAACAUGGGUCUUUGUUGUUUUUAUGCCCAGCAGUACGACAUGGUAAUGGUUUGUUUCAGCAAAGCCCUUGCACUUACCGAUGACAGCAUGCUACUGGCAGACAUUUGGUACAAUGUGGGACAUGUUGCUAUGGGAAUUGGAGAUUUGAAUUUGGCCCACCAGUGUUUCCGUAUGACCCUUACCUACAACAAUGACCAUGCUGAGGCUUAUAACAACUUUGGUGUAAUUGAAUUCAAGAAAGGGCAUCUUGCUAUGGCUCGGGCUUUCUACCAAUCAUCUUUUGCACUGGCCCCUCAUAUGUUUGAACCUCAUUUUAAUUUUGCUUCUCUGAAUGAAAAGUUGGGAGAUUUACAAGGAAGCUACAAUGCUGUACGCAAAGCUCUGGAUGCCUUUCCAGAACACACAGACUCCAAAGAACUUAUUCAACAAUUAAGGCAACAUUUCUCACUUUUGUGA